CAUUGCCUUAGCAACGUUGUCUGGCUGGAAUUUUCGGGCGCACAACGAGCAGUGUGCCCCAACGAGCAGUAUGACAAAAGGUGCUAACUUGACAUGAGAACGGUGUUGUGGUACUCUGUCUUGCUGACAUUCACAAAAUUGUUGUUCUGGUUAAGGAUGAGGAUAUUUGCAAGCCCUAAUCUAAAUUUAGUGAAAUGUUUAACUAAAUCUUUCACAAGUCAAGGGGCUGCUAUUCUUUGUAAAGGCAAUAUAAUGUAGCCUGAAUGUAUGUUAUGGAAAUGUUUUUAUCUCUUUUCUCUGGGAGUCUGGGUGUGGUUGAUCUGGGUAAUGAAUGACAAUUUGAUACUUGCAACUAAAUGCUUCCUAGAAUACUGAAAGAAUGACGUCUCGGUUUCAAUUACUGUUGAAACAGAUUGCCUUCAUUUUGAAAAGACUGAAAAAUUCUCAACUAAUCAGGUGCUUUAGCCAAAAAGAAAGUGCAGGAAAGGAUCUGUACGGCAAUCAUGGAAUAGAACCAGAUCCUUAUUUCAUCUUAGCUAGUGCUGUCAAUAUGAUUACGUAUAAUAUACGGUUACUGAAACUCUCUGAUGUUGUCCUGCUAUCAAAUUGGUAGAAUAGACAUGAUAUUCUGCCUCAGGUCCACUAUCAAAGGUACAGAUUUGAGCUUCACUUUCAAAAAACAUCAUUUUCCAAUAGAUUUUACAGAAACAAUUUAUACUAAUGUUAUUUGAUGCUUUGCCUCAUACAUCAUAUUGUAUUUAUCUUUCACUAAACUUGCCCAGAAACCCGAACGAAGUUAGUGAUUAGCCGCACCAUUAAUGAUGAAUUUUCUCAAAGGCAUAGCGGUGAAAUCAAAUGAUGAAAUAGCCAUGAUUUGAUUGAAAAUUUGUGAACAGCACCACAUGAUCAUCAUUGCUACUUGGCAUUUGCCACCAAUGGUUUUAGGAAGAUAUUCAAUAUUUUACUAAGCAAAUAUUUUGCAUGGUGGUAAAUUGUUUACAUGUUACCUCUAUAUUGAAGUCACUGAGCCGAAAUGAAGUAAAGGUUUUAUAGGGACCACAUCAUGGAUGGUAUCAGCACUAGUUGUUUCCAACGGGGUUGCAAUGAUGUAGUGACAAGGCAUAAAAGUUCCCUCCCUUGUGUGAGCAUGGACGGAAAGAAGUUGGAGUACAAAGGUAAGGAAGCACUCGAGGAGAUUGAGAGGCUGACGAUGAAGGCUGGUGAAGUUCAGGAAAGUGUUUUGAAACAGAUCUUGACUCAAAAUAGGGAAACUGAGUAUUUGAGUAAGUAUAUGAAGGGAGCAACUGAUAUAACAGACACGGCGGAGUUUAAGCGAUGUGUUCCCGUGAUCACUUAUGAACGAAUCUUCCCUUAUAUCCAGAGAAUUGCUAAUGGGGAAGACUCUUCUCUCAUCACUGGUCAGCCUAUAACAGAAAUGCUAUGCAGUUCAGGGACAUCUGCUGGAAAGCCUAAGAUGAUGCCAUCAAUUGCUGAAGAUCUUGACCGCCGAACCUUUGUUUAUAAUCUUAUCAUGCCAAUCAUUAAUCAGUACGUCCCUGGACUUGACGAGGGGAUGGCGAUGUUUCUGUACUUUGUGAAAGCAGAAAUGUCGACUCCUUGUGGCUUGCCAGCCAGGACUGUGUUAACGAGCUACUACAAGAGCAAGCACUUCAAGGGCCGUGCGAGAGAUCCAUGGAAUGAUUUCACAAGCCCUGACCAAACCAUUCUCUGCAAUGACAGCAACCAGAGCAUGUAUUGUCAGUUGCUAGCCGGUAUGGUUCAUCGCCAUCAAGUCCUAAGGCUCGGAGCCGUCUUUGCCUCCGCACUUCUCCGAUCCAUUUCCUUCCUUGAACGUAACUGGAAGUACCUAUGCGAGGACAUCCGAACUGGGAAGCUGAAUUCUUCCAUAACAGACCCGGGAUGCCGCUUAUGCAUGUCCAUGAUGCUUUCUCCAGAUCCAAAUCUUGCUGACGAGGUAAGUGAAAUCUGCAGCAGAACAUGUUGGAAGGGAAUUCUAUGUGAGCUGUGGCCUAGGGCCAAGUACAUUGAUGCUGUGGUCACUGGGUCUAUGGCUCAAUAUGUACCUGCUCUCAGGUAUUACAGUGACGGGAAAUUGCCUUUGGUUUGUACCAUGUAUGCUUCCUCUGAGUGUUACUUUGGGGUCAAUUUGAAACCUUUAUGUAACCCUGCGGACGUUGCUUUUACCCUCUUGCCUAACAUGGGUUACUAUGAAUUCCUUCCCCUUGGACAUAACGGGACACUUCUGAUGGACUUUGACGAUGACGAGGAAGUCCCAAAUGACAAGCUCGUGGAUUUGGUGCAUGUUAAGCUUGGCUGCUUUUAUGAGCUAGUCAUCACCACCUUUGCCGGACUGUACCGUUACCGGAUCGGUGAUGUGCUUCAGGUGGUUGGAUUCCACAACAAAGCUCCACAGUUCCGAUUCAUAUGCAGGAAAAACGUCGUACUCAGCAUAGACAGCGACAAAACCAACGAAGGUGAUUUGCACAAGAGCGUGACCAUGGCUAAGAAAAUUUUAGAGCCUCAUGAUACGAUGCUCGUGGAGUACACAAGCUACCCUGACACAUCAUCAAUGCCAGGACACUAUGUACUGUACUGGGAAAUCCUACGUCAUGGCUCAGGGGAUCAACUUGAUCAACAUGUGAUGGAGGAAUGCUGUAUUGCGGUGGAAGAGCAGCUAGACUACGUGUAUAGAAGGUGCAGGAGCAAUGAUAAAUCAAUAGGGCCACUAGAGAUAAGAGUGGUGGAGGCAGGCACAUUUGAGGCAUUGAUGGACUUGUUCAUUAGCCAAGGGGCUUCAAUCAAUCAGUACAAGACACCAAGGUGCAUCAAGUCUAAGAAAGUACUCAAGCUGCUCAACUCUAAAGUGGAAGCGUCCUUCUUCAGUCCUAGAGAUCCCAAAUGGGCCCCCCUUAAUAAUAUGGCUUAAUUGAGGGUCUUUCAAUACUUUCAUCACUUUUUGCUUACUGUUCCUACUCCUAUUUUGCUGUAACCGUAAGUUGGUACUUGCAAAAGGAUGUAGCCUUUGGUUAAUCAAAUCCGUUAUCAUCUGCUUUGUCUUUCUAAAAGCAAAAGCAGCGGCUUUUACCA
Messenger RNA from Neltuma alba, 3108 nucleotides. RefSeq names its product putative indole-3-acetic acid-amido synthetase GH3.9. Gene Ontology annotation, molecular function: acid-amino acid ligase activity. Lineage: Eukaryota; Viridiplantae; Streptophyta; Magnoliopsida; Fabales; Fabaceae. The coding region runs from base 1064 to 2947 and encodes 627 amino acids. The record is from RefSeq and is a predicted model, not a curated record. Gene Ontology annotation, cellular component: cytoplasm. The transcript is spliced from 5 exons.